Molecule: messenger RNA, 1408 nt
Organism: Exophiala oligosperma
Lineage: Eukaryota; Fungi; Ascomycota; Eurotiomycetes; Chaetothyriales; Herpotrichiellaceae
Exons: 3
Coding region: 253-1143 (296 amino acids)
Biological process (GO): ergosterol biosynthetic process
Molecular function (GO): C-4 methylsterol oxidase activity; iron ion binding
Source: RefSeq, a predicted model, not a curated record
GCCCCUUGAAGCCCCGAGUGAUGCCACCACCCCAGCUGGCCAAUUAGACCUUCCCAACCAACCCACCUCCAAUCAAAGAAAAGUCCCUGACCGUCUAUCGCAUCUUGAAUUUAUUCUUCCCUCUCGUCCUCUACAUCCCCUGCUUCUCAACCUCACCUACGAGCUUUCUCUCACUGUUCAUUCUUUUCCGGAGGUCGAACAAGCAAAACACACUCAUUGUAAGGCCGUCUUGGGCAGAGUUUUCCCGGCAAGAUGAAUUCUACCUACGCCACCCCCGUCACUUAUGGCGACUAUUUCAACGACAUUUCACAAUAUAAUGUCCACCUCAAUGUGUUCGAAAAGGCGUGGGCAGCGUGGUACGCCUACAUGCAGAACGACGUCCUCGCCACCGGCAUCAUGUCCUUCGCAAUGCACGAGCUUGUCUACUUUGGUCGGUGUGUACCGUUCAUGAUCAUGGACAAGAUCCCCUACUUCCGCAGAUAUAAGAUCCAGGGCCAAAAAAUGCCGACCCUUUCCGAACAAUGGCAAUGCGCCAAACUCGUCCUCCUCUCUCAUUUUACCGUCGAAUUGCCACAAAUCUGGCUCUUCCACCCGAUGGCACAAUACUUUGGUCUCUCGACUUCGGUUCCAUUCCCUCACUGGACCAAGAUGGCAUGGCAAAUUGCUUUGUUCUUCGUCCUCGAAGAUGCCUGGCAUUAUUGGUUUCACCGACUUCUGCACACUCCUCGUCUGUACAAGAUGAUUCACAAGCUCCACCACCAGUACAGCGCACCUUUCGGUCUUGCUGCUGAAUAUGCUUCCCCUAUCGAGACCAUGAUCCUGGCUUUCGGCACUGUCGGCAUUCCCAUUGUCUUCUGCGCCAUUUUCAAAGAUCUCCACAUCAUGACAAUGUACCUCUGGAUUGUUGGCCGUCUGUUCCAGGCAAUCGACGCUCACUCUGGUUACGAAUUCCCCUGGAGCUUGCACCACUUCCUUCCAUUCUGGGCUGGUGCCGACCACCACGAUGUCCACCACGAGAAAUUCCUCGGAAACUACGCCAGCUCAUUCCGAUGGUGGGAUGCUAUGAUGGCCACCGAGGCCGGUAGUGCUUCAGCCCCGAAGACCAGGGAACAGAAGGCUGCUGUUGCGAAAAAAGUUGAAUAAAUUUUGCUUUGCCACAAAGACAACCGAAUCAUCCUUGAUUCUGUCAAGACGCAGCUCUUCGACCGGCUUCGUUGUAUAUAUUUGGUCGAAACAGAAGAAAUGCCUGAGAGCGUGUCAAAAAAAGGGUUGCAUAAGCGGGCGUUCUUCGUGUGGUUUGGGGUUUCUUAGACUGAGGAUCAGGGACCGGGUUUUGGCAUAGCGUUGAAUUAGCCUAGCAUGCUUGCUGGCUUUUUAAUGAGGAAAUACAUAUUAUUAUUCUCGUCCA